Messenger RNA from Penicillium maclennaniae, 1122 nucleotides. Its product is annotated as pyruvate dehydrogenase (acetyl-transferring) subunit E1 beta. Gene Ontology annotation, biological process: pyruvate decarboxylation to acetyl-CoA. The record is from RefSeq and is a predicted model, not a curated record. The coding region runs from base 1 to 1122 and encodes 373 amino acids. Gene Ontology annotation, molecular function: pyruvate dehydrogenase (acetyl-transferring) activity. The transcript is spliced from 4 exons. NCBI's taxonomy places the organism in Eukaryota, Fungi, Ascomycota, Eurotiomycetes, Eurotiales, Aspergillaceae.
AUGGCCGCUCCCCGUCUUUUCCGCCCAGCGCUGGCUUCGCGCCUGGCUUCCACCCCUCUUCGCUCUGCGUUCGCCAAGUCGUGCGCUCCUUCAUUCAUUCGCGCUCGCGGAUAUGCUUCGGAAUCCGGUACCAAGGAUGUCACAGUCCGUGACGCUCUGAACGAGGCUCUGGCCGAGGAGCUGGAGCUCAAUCAGAAGACUUUCAUUCUGGGUGAGGAGGUCGCACAGUACAACGGAGCUUACAAGGUGACACGAGGACUCUUGGACCGCUUCGGCCCCAAGCGGGUUAUCGAUACCCCCAUUACUGAGGCCGGUUUCACCGGUCUCGCCGUUGGCGCUGCUCUGGCUGGUCUGCACCCCAUUUGCGAGUUCAUGACCUUCAACUUCGCCAUGCAGGCCAUCGAUCAGAUUAUCAACUCCGCCGCUAAGACUCACUACAUGUCCGGUGGUAUCCAGCCCUGCAACGUGACUUUCCGUGGCCCCAACGGGUUUGCCGCCGGUGUCGCCGCUCAGCACUCCCAGGACUACUCCGCCUGGUACGGCAGCAUUCCCGGUCUCAAGGUCGUCUCCCCCUGGAGCUCCGAGGACGCCAAGGGUCUCCUGAAGGCUGCUAUUCGUGACCCCAAUCCCGUCGUAGUUCUCGAGAACGAGCUUAUGUACGGCCAGGCUUUCCCCAUGAGCGAGGCCGCCCAGAAGAACGAUUUCGUCCUGCCCAUUGGCAAGGCCAAGAUCGAGCGCUCUGGCAAGGACCUCACCAUCGUCUCUGUCUCUCGCUGUGUCGGCCAGUCCCUCACCGCCGCCGCCGAGCUCAAGCAGAAGUAUGGUGUUGACGCCGAGGUUCUCAACCUGCGCUCCAUUAAGCCCCUCGAUGUCGAGGCCAUCAUCGCAUCCGUUAAGAAGACCGGCCGCCUGAUGGUCGUCGAGUCCGGCUACCCCAUGUUCGGUGUCGCCUCCGAAAUCAUGGCUCUCGCCAUGGAGUACGGCUUCGACUACUUGACUGCCCCUGCCGUCCGUGUCACCGGUGCUGAGGUCCCCACUCCCUACGCUCACGGUCUCGAGAACAUGGCCUUCCCCCAGGAGGACACCAUCGUUAAGCAGGCCGCCAAGCUCCUGCGGUUGUAA